AUGGCAGUUUGGGUUAGAUUGCCUGAAUUGCCAAUUGAGUUCUAUGAUGCGUCUGUGUUAAAGGAAAUUGGAAGUGUCAUUGGACCUGUCUUACGUAUUGACUCUUAUAUGGCCUUGGAGACCAGAGGAGGUUAUGCAAGAUUAUGUGUUCAGUUAGACUUGGAUAAAACCUUGAUCAAUUCUAUUCGGGUGGGAAGGCUAGUUCAAAAGGUUUUACAUGAAGGCAUUUCUUCUCUUUGCUUUUGUUGUGGUAAGCUUGGACAUAAGCAGGAUAAUUGUGGGCUAAAAGUGAGGAAGCCAAGUGGAGAAGAUGAAGCUCAGGUCUCGUUGAAAUCCAAUGAGAUUAGUGAGGAAGUCCAACCCGAAUCCAACUAUGGGGCUUGGAUGGUAGUAAUGGGCCUACCAAGUGAUGAUCUUAGCAAGUCCAAUCAAAGAGAUUCGGUAGACUCUAGAGAAGGGAUUUCACGCAUUGUGGCAGCUCAAAACUUACGGAAUGGCUUAGCAGACCUUACGGAUGAGAUUGCACAUGCUGUGGCAACCCAAAACCCGGAGAUUAACCUUGAGAUGAGGAAAGAUUGUGUGAUGGAGGAGUGCAUUAAGAAUCCAUAUGCUGAGUGUCAGCAGGAUAUGAAACAAACUUCAGGAAACAAAAGGAAAGCUUUAGCAAAAAAUAAGGGCAAAGGAAGUGAAGGUCUAGGGAUUAGGAGUUGA
Molecule: messenger RNA, 711 nt
Organism: Quercus lobata
Lineage: Eukaryota; Viridiplantae; Streptophyta; Magnoliopsida; Fagales; Fagaceae
Exons: 2
Coding region: 1-711 (236 amino acids)
Molecular function (GO): zinc ion binding; nucleic acid binding
Source: RefSeq, a predicted model, not a curated record